AUGGCGGCGUCGGGGAUGGUGAUGGGGGAGGAGGCGGCGGUGGGCAUCCCGGGGCGGGAGGGGGAGGAGGAGGGGGAGGCCGCGGCCUCGGGCUCGGGGCGGGUGGAGCUGGGGUUUGUGGAGGCGGCCGCGGGCCCGGGGUGGUUGGGCAGCUCGCAGUUCCCCAGUAAGGUGGGCGGGCGGCCGGCCUGGCUGAGCCUGGGGCCGCUGCCGGGCCCCGAGCGGCUCCGGUGUGGCGGCUGCGGGGAGCCGCUGCUCUUCCUGCUGCAGGUGUACUCCCCGCGGCCCCUCCCCCGCGCCUUCCACCGCGCGCUGCUGCUCUUCUGCUGCCGCCGCCGCACCGCCUGCGGCCGCCGCUCCUUCCUCGCCCUCCGCAGCCAACUGCCGCGGCACAACCCCUUCUACCCGCCCCGCCCGCCCCCGCCCCCCGGGGCCCGGCCGCCGCCGCCGCCCGGGGCCGAGGCCCGACUCAAGCUGUGCCGCGUGUGCGGCGCCGCCGCCCCCAAGAGCUGCUCCCGCUGCCGCCGGGCUCACUACUGCGGCAGAGAGCACCAGGCGGCCCACUGGAGAGCGGGGCAUCGGGAGGCCUGUCAGCGGCCCCCAGGUGAAGGAGAAGAUGUCGUGCAGUUGCCCAACUUCCUUUUCCCAGAGUUUGAACUAGUGAUGGAACUGGAGGAAGAACAAACUGCAACUCCUGAAGGUGCAGAAGAUCAAAAGUCGGAAGAUCAUAAAAAGCACAUAGAACCAGAUUCUGUGACGUGUUCCAUGGACGAUAAGGAACUGGAGGCUAUGGCAAAGCACGAGACGAAAGAAGAUAAGAUCUUUGAUAUAUUUAAGAAGAAGAUUGCACUAGCGCCUGAUCAGGUGCUCCGCUACUGCAGAGGAGGAAGUCCAUUGUGGGUGUCUGGUGAAAAUAUUCCCAAAGAUACGGAUAUCCCCAACUGCUCAUGUGGUGCUAAACGUAUAUUUGAAUUUCAAAUAAUGCCCCAGUUGCUUUACUACCUGAAAGUUGAUAGUCUUGGUGAGAGCAUCGAUUGGGGGACACUGGCUGUGUACACAUGUGAAGAAAGCUGUGAUCAUGGCAAUGAGUACACCACAGAGUUUCUCUGGAAACAGGAUUUCUCUGCUGAUAACAUUUAAUCCUUUAUCCAUGAGCAGUUUCAUAUUAAAGUGGAAAAUCUGUUCAAGGUCCGUGUGUAUAACAGGCUGACAUUUCAAAAUUUUCGUAAACAUUUUAUCUAAAUUAAACUAUAGCUCAACAAGUAAUGCUGGGUUUAAUUUGAUAUUCUAUUGAUCCCAUACACCUUUCACAGGUGGUGUGGGAGGCUUAAUUUCCACUAGUAAGUACUGUAUUAUUCUGCUGCUGACUUGAAAAUUGGAUCCAGUUACAAGCAUCACCUUACUUUGAACCACUUUACCUACAUAUUGAGAAUGCGUUAACUUAAUUAGAUCAAACUACAGACAAGAGCCCAAUGUAGAAUCAGACUUCUUAUUGUGGACAUGAAAACCGACAUGUACAAUACUGAACACACAUUUUUCAAUCAGGAGAUACAUUAUUGCUAUACAUAUAGUAUAAAGAAUGGAGUUUCUCCCACUAUCCUGGUCUUUCAUUUCAUGGAGGGUUUGUGGGACAAUGCUGUGCACACAUUACCUGCUGCGUUCACCUACAAAAUAGCCAUUAUACUUUACAGUAUAUCCUGUGAAGCGCCUUUGAGAUGUCCUCUCAAUGUGAAAGAAUUAUAUAAAUUAUAAUAGUUCUUGCAUUUGGUGUAGUACCAUUCACAUUGGGAUGAUGUUACAAAGCACUUCACAAGAUAUACUGUAAAGGGGAGUGACCAUUUUGUGGACAAACAUGACAGCCAAUUUGUGCACAGCAGUGUCCCACAAACAGCCAUUGGGAUAAUUGUUGCCCAGGACAAAGGAAAAACUCCUUUUUNCAAUAAUGUCAUGGUCUUUAAUGUCCAGGUGGCAACUUCGACAAUGCACCACACCCCCAGCAAUGUAUGUAGUGUCAGAUUAAACCAGCAGUGAUCAACUUUUUGAUUUGUGGCCACACUAUAAAUAUUGCUUCUCAGUAGCUACUAGAAACAAAAUAUGGAUUUAACACAUACGUACCUAAACUAGUGUGAAUGUUCGGCCAUUUCUUAACACCCCCUUGGGUUGGCCCCACUGGCUUAGACUAUAUGAGUUCCAAGUCCCAUGUGAGGCUUGAAUCCACAACCUGGCUGGGGCGAGCAUGCUACCAACUGAGCCAGGCUCUAGAAUACAGUAUUAGCUUUCUCUACCCGUUUCUCACUGUCUCUCAAACACUUGAGUUUGAAAUACAAACAUAUCCUCAUAUCUGACUUCUCUCUCCCUGUUCUUGUAUCAGAUCUUGGCAUUUCAUGCCACUUGGUAGAAGUUAUAUUCCUGGCAACUUUCCAUGCAACUACAGUUUUCAGACAUUUCUGCAUUAACUUUAUAUCUAUAUCUCGUGCCCAAUGUGGACCUGCAGUUUUCUGGUCUGUGGAUAAAGCAGUUCUCUGCUGCACAAUAGUUGAUAGUUCCUUUAGUAUUUCAAAUUGAUUGGGAAUGCUAAUUUCAUUGUAAAAUACUGGGCAAUAAAUGAAAUAAUUUGUAUUUUUAUACAUAAUCUGCUAUUUUUAUACAUUGUAAUUUGAAGUAUAGUAUAAUUAAAGUUAUUUAUAUCAGA
Molecule: messenger RNA, 2692 nt
Organism: Callorhinchus milii (elephant shark)
Lineage: Eukaryota; Metazoa; Chordata; Chondrichthyes; Chimaeriformes; Callorhinchidae
Gene: pdcd2
Product: programmed cell death 2
Exons: 6
Coding region: 1-1140 (379 amino acids)
Cellular component (GO): cytoplasm; nucleus
Source: RefSeq, a predicted model, not a curated record